AUCUCACUUCUACACCGAUUCAAAUGCACCCACAAAGUAUUUGUAGCUAACGUUAACAUACGCGUAUAGUUGUGACGUACAAGCAACCUUUUUGUUACAAUUUUUUUUAUUUUUUUUAUCGUGACCUCAUCGCGUACUGAUUGUGUGAUGAAUAUUCAUUGAAAGUUCUUCAGCUUUUACGACAGAGAGCGUGAGCGUGGUGGAAAUCGUAGGAAGAUGGCGGCGUUGAAGGAGGAGCAGAGCUACGGGCUGUCCUGUGGACGAGUGAGCAAUGGCAGCAAUGUAUCCGUUUUUCACGUCAAACUCACUGACAGCGCCUUAAAAGCCUUUGAAGGUUAUCAGAGCAGCAAGGGCCUGACCUCACCACUCAUCCGCUUCACCGGAAACCAAGGAAAAAUUGUAAUCCCUCGAUCGGAGAACCCCAGUGAGCUGCAGACGUUCACGUUCUACCUGUCCAACGUGGGCCGGGACAACCCCCAGGGCAGCUUCGACUGCAUCCAGCAGUACAUCACCAGUGAGGGCGGUGUGCAGCUGGACUGUGUGGGGGGCAUCCAGGACAAGCUGACUGUGUGCGCUACGGACGACUCGUAUCAGAAGGCCCGUCAGAGCAUGGCCCAGGCCGAAGAGGAGACACGCAGUCGGGGGGCCAUCGUCAUCAAGCCUGGGGGCCGCUACCUGGGUACCACACACCACACACACACCAUCGUCAUCAAGCCUGGGGGCCGCUACCUGGGUACCACACACCACACACACACCAUCAUCAAGCCUGGGGGCCGCUACCUGGGUACCACACACCACACACACACACCAUCGUCAUCAAGCCUGGGGGCCGCUACCUGGGUACCACACACACACACCAUCGUCAUCAAGCCUGGGGGCCGCUACCUGGGUAAGAAGGUUCAGAUCCGCAAGCCGGCCCCGGGGCUGUCGGACGUGGCCCCCUCCAGGCGGACCUCUCGGCCUGUCAUCAUCUCCAGCAGCACCGGCAAGAAGGUCACCACGACGACGCAGCCCCGCCCACUCAGGGAGCGUCUGACUCACCUGCUGGCUCUGAAGCCGUACAGGAAGCCAGAACUGGUGCUGAGACUGCAGAAGGACGGCCUCUCUCCUCUGGACAAAGAUGCUCUGGACGGGCUGCUGCAGCAGGUGGCUAACUUGAGUGGGCGAGACAACACGUUCACGUUGAAGGAGGCUCUGUUCAGAGAGGUGCAGAGAGACUGGCCCGGCUACUCAGAGGGGGAUCAGCAGCUGCUCAGACGCAUCCUGGUCCGGAAACUGUGCCAGGCCCAGAGCAGCACAGUCCCUCCCCCAGAGCCCCCCCCCAGCCCCCCCAAGGAGCCCCCCAACAGCUCCCCCUCACAGAAACGCCCUGCGUCUGAGUUCAUAGACCCCCUGGCCAAUAAGAAGCCCAGGAUAUCUCACCUGGCCAGCAAGGCCACGGCCGGGACGAUCAACGGCAAGCUGAACGGGAAGGAGGCAGGCGGCGGCGCGGAGGGCGUGACAUCAUCAUCGUGCGCCCCAGGCCCCCUGCUGGAGCUGACGCGCCCCUUUGAGCCUCUCUCUGACGUCAGCAACGACUCCAGCCACAACGGCCGAGACCCCGACCCCCUGGAGGCUGCCGUGGCUGAGAGGCUGAGCCAGCCUCCUGGCCCCCCAGGCCUCCCCGCCCCCCCAGGCCUGGCCUCCUCCUCCCCGGGACACCCUGCCCCGGAGCCCCCCCGCACCAGCACCUCCCCCCUCCACGGCAAGUCCAAGAAGAAGUCCAAGAAACACAAAGACAAAGACAAGAAGGAGAGAGAGAAGGAGAGAGAGAAGGAGAGGGAGUGUGUAUCAGAACCUAAGAGGCCUUGUGAUGUCAUUUCCUCCAGCCCUGAGAAUCUCAAGAGCACCAGUAUUCCACACAGGCGCACAGAUGUGAACGGUGUGUGUGACAAUGCCAGUGUGCCCUCGUCAUCCUCCUACACGGCUGAUUACCUAACCAAGUACAGAGUGGUAGUAUCUCCAGAGCAGCGGCAGCUCUAUAAGAAUGACUUCAACAGUGAGUACUCUGAGUACAGAGGCCUGCACGCCCGCAUCGAGGGCAUCACACGGCAGUUCAGCCUGCUGGACACCCAGCUCAAACAGCUGCCCCAGGGAACCGACAAGUACAAGACAAUCCACAAUCAGAUCCUGCAGGAGUAUCGCAAAAUUAAAAAGACGAACCCAAACUAUAUCCAAGAGAAGAAUCGCUGUGAAUAUCUACACAACAAACUGGCACAUAUAAAGAGACUGAUAGCAGAAUAUGACCAUCAGCAGCUUCAGGACUGGCACUAGACUCCUCCCUCCUCCUGCUCCAUCCUCCUGCUCUUCUUGCAGGUGUGGUAGGAGGAGGUGUGGUGGGAGGAGGUGUGGUAGGAGGAGGUGUGGUAGGAGGUGUGGAGGCCGUAUUGCUCUGGUGGAGUCUUGGCCCUCCAGCUCCAGACUCCCUCCUUCCUCUCGUUUUGGAAGACUGGCGGUUCAACCUGACACACACACACUCUCACACACACACACUCACACACACACACUCACACACACACACUCUCUUACAGUGUUGGACAGGAACAGGAUGGAAAGGACGUCUACUACGAUGUGUCCCGUACUGACAUGGAAAGUUCACAAGUUGAACUCAGUUUCACCAUGUUUAUUUUCCUCUGGCUUUUUAUUUAUUAUCUUAUUUUUUGUGGCUAAAGAAGGGGCUACUUCCAUGGUGUGACAGGGGGCUACCUCCAUGGUGACAGGGGGCUACCUCCAUGGUGACAGGGGGCUACCUCCAUGGUGACAGGGGGCUACCUCCAUGGUGUGAGAAGGACCUUGAUUACCCCCCCCCCCCCCCAGUCUGUGGGUGUCUGGGCCCUCUGGUGCAGGUCAUCACUGUAAUGAUCAAUUGCUUUUCCUGUCUGUCCUCUACUAAUGUCUUAACGUGGGAGGGGGUUAGCCUCGGAUAAAUUAACCUCUCGCUCUCUCUCCUGCCUCUCGCUCUCUCUAACCUGCCUCUCUCUCUUUAACCUCCCUCUCUCUCUAACCUG
Messenger RNA from Hypomesus transpacificus, 3047 nucleotides. It is a transcript of the gene ell, whose product is annotated as elongation factor RNA polymerase II. The record is from RefSeq and is a predicted model, not a curated record. Lineage: Eukaryota; Metazoa; Chordata; Actinopteri; Osmeriformes; Osmeridae. Gene Ontology annotation, cellular component: transcription elongation factor complex. The coding region runs from base 217 to 2313 and encodes 698 amino acids. Gene Ontology annotation, biological process: transcription elongation by RNA polymerase II; snRNA transcription by RNA polymerase II; positive regulation of transcription elongation by RNA polymerase II. The transcript has 13 exons. Gene Ontology annotation, molecular function: cis-regulatory region sequence-specific DNA binding.